GGCUGCCGUGGCGCGAAAGAAGUGUGCGAUGAAUUGAAUCUCGCGCAGUACCGCUGAGCAGAGAGUCCAUCAACAUCCCAUACCCAGCGGCCAGACCGGGCGACGCGCCAGACCAGUCACCGUAUACCGCAUUUACAUACAGUUAGCUGAGCUAGUCAUAUCUGUCUAUGCACUGCACGUCAAUAUCUUCGAGGAAGCUCACUUCAAUUGUUUUUGUUGACGAGAAAAGUUUAUUUUUCUCAAAUCUACAAUGGAUGUUGCUGAUCAAAGAACUGGUAUCACUCAAGUUAAGGAUGAUGUUGCAGAGAAAUGCCAGAAGCUAUUUCAAGAUUUUUUAGAAGAAUUUACAGUUGAUGACGAUGUGAAAUAUCUGAGAGAUGUGCAGGAUUUGAUCCGACCCGAGAGGAAUACCCUGGCAGUGAGCUAUGAAGAUAUCCAGGAAUACAACCAACAACUUGCUACCACCAUCCAGGAGGAGUACUACAGAGUGUAUUCUCAUCUUUGCCGAGCAGUGCGAAACUUUGCUCGCGAUCACACUCAAGUCCCACCAAACAAGGAGUUCUACAUCGCGUUUGAAGACUUACCAACCAGACAUAAGGUUCGUGAGAUGACCACAGCUAAGAUCGGUACCCUAAUCCGAAUCAGUGGUCAAGUGGUCCGAACUCAUCCAGUCCAUCCAGAACUGGUCAGUGGAACGUUUGUCUGUCUUGAUUGUCAAACACAAAUCAAAGAUGUAGAACAGCAGUUUAAAUUCACACAGCCGACCAUUUGCAGGAAUCCAGUAUGUGCCAACAGGACCCGCUUCAUGCUAGACACCAACAAGUCUCGCUUUGUAGACUUCCAGAAGGUUAGGAUUCAAGAGACGCAAGCAGAGCUUCCCAGGGGAAGCAUACCACGCAGUGUUGAGGUUGUCUUGCGUGCCGAAGCAGUUGAGCUACCUCAGGCUGGUGAUAAAUGUGAUUUCACUGGAACUCUCAUCGUAGUACCCGAUGUUUCAACACUCUCUAUGCCUGGUGCUCGAGCAGAGACAUCGUCUCGUGGUAAGGGUGCCUCAGGGUUUGAUCAAGAAGGUGUGAAAGGACUCAAAGCUUUGGGUGUCAGAGAUCUCUCCUACCGAUUGGCAUUCCUUGCUAACAAUGUCACAGCAUCAAAUCCAAGGUUUGGUGGACGGGACAUGCGAGGUGAGGAGAUGACUGCUGAAGCCAUCAAGAAACAGAUGACUGAUCAAGAAUGGCAGAAGGUUUAUGAGAUGAGUCAAGAUAAGAAUCUCUACCACAACCUCAUCACCAGUCUCUUCCCAACAAUUCAUGGUAAUGACGAAGUAAAGAGAGGGAUUCUUUUGAUGUUGUUUGGAGGCGUUCCCAAGAAGACGAUGGAAGGGACCAGUCUUCGUGGUGAUGUUAAUGUGUGCAUCGUCGGUGACCCAAGUACAGCCAAAAGCCAACUUCUUAAAGCUGUCGAGGAGUUCAGUCCAAGAGCGGUAUACACUAGUGGUAAGGCCAGCUCUGCUGCAGGUCUCACAGCGGCCGUCGUCAAGGAUGAAGAAACCGCAGAGUUCGUCAUCGAGGCUGGUGCAUUGAUGCUGGCUGAUAAUGGCGUGUGUUGCAUUGAUGAGUUUGACAAGAUGGAUAUCAAGGAUCAGGUUGCUAUACAUGAAGCCAUGGAACAACAGACUAUCUCCAUCACCAAGGCUGGAGUCAAGGCCACUCUCAAUGCUCGUACCUCCAUCCUGGCCGCCGCGAACCCCAUCGGAGGGCGAUACGACCGCACCAAACCACUCAAGCAGAACAUUCAGAUGACGGCUCCGAUCAUGUCCAGAUUUGACCUCUUCUUCAUUCUUGUGGAUGAAUGCAACGAGGUGACAGACUAUGCCAUUGCCAGACGUAUCGUAGACCUUCAUGCAAGGAGACAGGAGUGUGUGGAGAGGCACUACUCAGUAGAAGACAUGCAAAGAUAUCUCAUGUUUGCCAGACAGUUCAAGCCAACGAUCACGAAGGAAUCUCAGGACUUCAUGGUGGACGAAUACCGUCGCCUGAGACAGCGCGAUAGCGGUGCCUCCAUGUCAUCGUGGCGUAUCACCGUCCGUCAGCUGGAGAGUAUGAUCCGCCUCUCCGAGGGCAUGGCAAGGCUACACUGCCAGGACGAAGUGCAACCCAAGCACGUGAAGGAAGCUUUCCGUCUACUCAACAAAUCCAUCAUCAGGGUCGAGCAACCGGUCAUCAACUUCGAAGAGGAGGAAGACGACGGACCCCAACUGGACGAGGAUACGGCGACUCCGGUGGAAGCCAUGGAAACGGACACACCCCCUACCCAGGAGCAGACGCAAGACUCUGCUGCUCCCAGCCCAACCAAGAAGAAGGGAUUACACAUGUCAUUUGAAGAAUACAAGAUGACGUCAAAUCUUCUCGUCAUCUACAUGAGGCAGCAGGAAGAAAAGGAAGAGGAGGGUUUUGAAGGGGUAAGGAAGAGCCAGGUGGUUAACUGGUAUCUAGAGGAGAUGCAGGAGGAGAUCGAGACUGAAGAAGAGCUCAUUGAGAAGAAGACCAAAGUUGAGAAGGUCAUCGACAGACUCGUUCAUAGGGAUCACGUAAUCAUUGAGCUAGCCCAGACUGGUCUGAAGACCAGAAGACCGGGUGCCCAUGUUGAGGAAGGCGAAGAGAUGGUCACCGAAGAGGAUCCUCUCAUGGUUGUCCAUCCGAACUUCUCAAUCGAAGACUAGGUCAUCCAAGAAAUCAGGAAAUAUUCUUCAAAUUAUUUAUAUCCACUGAGAGCAUGGUGAGAGAUUCCCAAGACAUCGGGAAAUAAUGCUAAAUUAUUCAUAUUCGCUGAUAUCAUGGUGAAAGAUCCAUUCAAGCUUCUUCAUCGAAGACUGGGUCCCCAAGAAAUGAUGCUAAAGAUCACUUGUGGUGACGAUGCUUUUCGUGAAGGAGAAGGGAAAAGUCUGUUGUACUCCUUUGAAAUUUGUUGAAAGAAAAUUAGUAACUAUGACUUCUUGCACUUACAACUUGUAAUCCUGUAAUAAUUAUAUCUUUCAUGGUAAUAAUUGUGGGGUUUAGACUUACAGUCAGUGAGGGAGAUGGUGAAAAGUCUGUUGUAGCAGUGUUGAUGCACUGAUAACAUCAAACUCCAGUAACAAUUAUAGUUCUAAGACAUUGGGAAAUAAUGUUUGAUUUAAAACUUUUUAGAUUCAUCCUUCUGUCACAAUAGACACGAUGUUCAAAAGUGGAGCUCUCUGAAUGUAAUUCAGGUUAUGUAUGUAAGUAUGUGUAUAUUUUGUAAAUAGAAUGUUAAAUACAUCAAUAGAAUUCAUGAUUGUACUGCUUCUAUACCUUUACAAUGUAAUUUGAAGUAAUGAAAACACAGGUGAAAUAUUCAUAUAAAUAAUCAAGUGUAUUUUAUACUUAUUUUGAUACUUUGACAAGGCUUUGGGAUUAGCAACAUCAUCAUACCAUCUGGAUUUUGGUAAAAAUACACCACCUUUGUAAAUUCUAUCAAAACAAAUAAUUGAAUGCUGAUUCAUGUAGUUGCACAUUCAGCACUCAUUUAUUCAUCACAUCUUCUGCAAAAAGUAUUCGGAUCAGAGAUAAUCUUUGGCAAUAGUCUCUCUGUAAUGCACUCAUAGUUUUUUCCAUUAGUGAAAGUUUUGUAAGUUUCCAGCAGAUUCAUUUGUAUCAGAGGAAACCUUGCUUUGUAAGAUUAUUCAAAAGAUGUUGAAAAUAUUUUUUCAUUCAAAAGCACUGAAUUAGAAAAAUUAUACAUUUGUAAAGCUACUUGUUCAAAUUAUCAAGUUUGUGUGAUUGAUUGAAAUAAAGAAAUCUUCUAUAAUCUUGAA
Molecule: messenger RNA, 3832 nt
Organism: Lytechinus variegatus (green sea urchin)
Lineage: Eukaryota; Metazoa; Echinodermata; Echinoidea; Temnopleuroida; Toxopneustidae
Product: zygotic DNA replication licensing factor mcm6-B-like
Exons: 16
Coding region: 251-2719 (822 amino acids)
Biological process (GO): double-strand break repair via break-induced replication; mitotic DNA replication; DNA replication initiation
Cellular component (GO): MCM complex; nucleus
Molecular function (GO): single-stranded DNA binding; ATP binding; single-stranded 3'-5' DNA helicase activity
Source: RefSeq, a predicted model, not a curated record